Ostreobium quekettii is the source of this 4614-nucleotide messenger RNA. NCBI's taxonomy places the organism in Eukaryota, Viridiplantae, Chlorophyta, Ulvophyceae, Bryopsidales, Ostreobiaceae. The record is from the annotation of a GenBank genome assembly.
AUGCUCGAAGAGGGGAAGCCAGAGAACCAACUCCGCCAGUACAUCCGAGGACACGCCGCGCGCUGGCGCUCACGCUCUCCAGGGCAUUUUGCCCCGAGCGAUGACUCCUGGCGCGAGCAAUGGCUCCAGGAGUUGACCGUCUCGAAGCACCUGGCCCAUCGCGCGCUGAGUGAGAACCCUGUCUGGAGCCCCUGCGUGGUGGGGCUAGACCUUGGCGGCGCUGGCGAGUCGAGCGCCGAGUUGUUCGCCAAAUCACCGCUGCGUGAACAUGUCACGUGGCUUCGAUACACCUACGGGUAUCGGCCCAUGAAGCCGCUGCUCGACGCGUUGAGCGAGACCUGCUUGAGGGCGAUGACGCUGGAGAGAGUGAGCGCGGGGCCAAGCCUUAUUCGCGCGAUCGUGGAGUAUGGCGAGCUCGAGCACCUGAGCAUCGAUUACGGCACGCGCGCUGACAUCAGCGCGCUCGCCAACCUGAAACAAGGCAAGCUGCGAAGCCUCGACCUCUACCGCGUCACGACGCAGGGGUUCGAGGACCUUAUCGAUACGCCCGUGCUCACCGGGCUCGAGCGCUUGCAGCUCUCGCAGGUCCGCCUGACCUGGCGCACAGCGAGCGGGAUGUUUAAAUCGAGCGCGGUGAGCAACAUCACCCGGCUUAUCCUGAGCGGCUGCCUGCUCGAAGAUCAUGACAUGCAUAUCUUUGGUGCCAGGUCAGGGCUCUCGGGGUUGCGAACGCUCGACCUGAGCGGCGGCAAGACGGGGGUGAACACCCCGGCCAAGAACAGGAUCACGAGCGCCGGGCUCGACGAGCUGCUCGAGGGUCCCAUCUGGCCAAAGAUCGAGCGCGUCAACCUAUCGGACAACAAGCUCCGCACAGCGGGCGGCGAGAGCCUCUUUACGACCCCUGCGCCAAACCUCGUCGAGCUCAACCUGAACAAGUGCCACCUGACGGACACCGCGUUCAAGCAACUGGGAGAAAAGGACGACUGGCCUUUGCUAAAGAAGCUCGACCUCUCGGACAACAAGUUCACCGAAAAGAGCCUCGAACAGAUCCUCUACAGCCCGGCGCUACAAAACCUCGAAGAGCUCGACAUCUCGGACAACCUCGUUCGAGAGCGCCUCGACGAACGCCUCGAAGAAGCGUUCGCGAGCGGCGCGCUGCCGCGCCUGAAGAAGCUGGUCAUGCGCCACGCGUUCUUUGAUCCCGAGAGCGACCUCCCGAACGUCGAGGUCUACCUUGUUUCUCUGGCGCUGUUUAUUUCGGGCGCCCUCCCCGGCUGCUACAACCGACAACUCGCACGAGCGGCCGAGGACCUCGAAGAGAGCGGCUACGACAAGCCGCGUUCUUUCGAAUACAAACUCCUCGGUCAGCGCACGGCCGAGGGAGAACUCGAGGUCGUGGUCGUGGAAGAAGGACGCCUCGACUUCCCACCCCCGGAGUGCACGAGCAUCACCCUCAGCGGGGGGAGGGAGAUUCAGGGAGGCGAAAAACACUGGCACUGCCUCUCUACAAUCGAGGGCGAAGGCCCCGAGAGCUCCAGGAACACCUGGCCAUACGGAGAGAGCAUUUACUCCAUCUAUAUUGACCCCGACACGGGCGAGCCGGAUCAGGUCGUCCUGGAGCUUCGAAAGUACGCGGGGAAGCCUCCCGAGAAGGGAUCGAUCUCGACGCUCCUCUGGUGCGAUCAUCUCCUGGAGUUCGAGGGUGCGCCCGCGCGCGGCGGUGACACCAUCUGUCGCGACGAGUCCAGACAGAGCACCUUCGAGAGCGUGAAGCUCGAAGUCACCGAGGCGAUCGUGGUUCGAGGUGCCAGAGAGCACAACCUCAAGAACCUCGACGUGACGCUGCCAAAGCGCAGCCUGAUCGUGUUCACCGGGCCGAGCGGCUCCGGCAAAUCGAGCCUCGCCUUCGACACGAUCUAUGCCGAGGGGCGGCGUCGCUACGUCGAAUCACUCUCGACAUACGCGCGCCAGUUCCUGGGGCAGAUGGAGAAGCCCGACUUCGAUCAAAUCAUCGGCUUGAGCCCGACGAUCUCGAUCGAGCAGAAGACCACGAGCAACAACCCGCGCUCCACCGUCGGCACGAUCACCGAGAUCUACGAUCACAUGCGCGUGCUCUGGUCAAAGCUCGGCGAGCAGCGCUGUCAUCAGUGUGGCUCGCCGGUGUCUUCGAUGAAGGCCGAAGCGAUCGUCGACGAGAUCCUCACCCUCCCCGAGAAAACGCGCCUGAUGAUCCUCUCGCCGCAGGUCCGCAACCGCAAAGGUGAGUUCAAGGAUCUGUUCGACAAGAUGCGCAAGCAGGGGUUCGUGCGCGCCAGGAUCGAUGGCGAGAUCGAGGAGCUCGAUCAGGUCACCAAGCUGCGCAAGACCUACAAACACGACAUCGACAUCGUCGUCGAUCGUUUGAUCGUCAAGAAGGACGCCGCCAAGCGCAUCGACGAGAGCGUCAGGCUGGCGCUCCGUCAUGGCGAAGGUGGCUGCAUCGUGCUGACGAGCCCCAAGGAGGGCGAGCCCGAGGAGCAACUCUACAGCACGCAACGCACCUGCCUCAAUUGCAAGAUCGCCUUCCCCGAGCUCACCCACCAGUCCUUCUCCUUCAACACCCCCACGGGCCAAUGCCCGAGCUGUCGCGGCCUGGGAAUGCAGGAGCAGAUGGACCCGGACGUGCUCGUCAUCGAGCCCGAACGCAGCGUGCUCGAUGGCGCCAUCGAGGCGCUCGGGCCAAACCCCAAGAGUGAGGAAGGCAAGAAGUUCGCCUACAAGAAAGAGGUCAAGCCGAUCUGGAAAGAGCUCAUCGAGGUCGCCGAGAAGAUGGAUCUUCCCAUCAACCAGCCAUGGCAAGACAUCAAGCAAGAGGAUCGCAACUACAUCCUCUAUGGCUCCACGCGGGGACGUCGCAAGCACCCGCGCGGGUUCAAGGGGGUCGUCCACGAGCUCGAGUCGGUCUUGAGCAACGCGAGGAAGUCUGCCACGCGCGACUUCUUCAAGGAGUUUCUGACGCGCCAGACGUGUGAUAGCUGCGAGGGUGGACGGCUUCGCCCGGAGAGCGCGGCGGUUGUCUUCGAGGGCGCGCGCAUCACCGACCUUUGCCUCGAGAGCAUCGAUCGAUCGCGCGCGUUCUUUGACGAGGUCGAGCUCGAAGGGGACGCGCUCCUGAUCGGCGGCGAGCUGCUCAAGGAGCUCAAAGAUCGCCUCCGGUUUCUAGAGAACGUGGGGUUGCAAUACCUUGAUCUGCACCGCACCGCCGACACGCUCUCGGGCGGGGAAGCGCAGCGCAUUCGCCUGGCGAGCCAGCUCGGCAGCGAGCUCUCGGGCAUUCUGUACGUACUCGACGAGCCGAGCAUCGGGCUCCACCAACGCGACAACCAACAGCUCCUGGAGACGCUGCAAGACUUGCGAGAUCGCGGCAACUCUGUGCUCGUCGUCGAGCACGACCGUGACACGAUGGAGGUCGCAGAUUACAUCGUCGACUUUGGCCCAGGCGCGGGCAAGAAAGGCGGAGACAUCGUCGCCAGCGGAAGCUUCGAGCAAAUCUGUGAUUCACACGGCACGAUCACGGGCGAUUACCUCGCGGGCAGGAAAGAGAUCCCGAUCCCGGCACAGCGCCGCCCGAAUGAUGGCGACGCGUUUAUCAUCAAGGGAGCCUCGGCGCACAACCUCCAGGGCGUGGAUGUGCGCAUCCCGAAAGGGUGCUUUGUCUGCGUGACUGGUGUCUCGGGCGCAGGCAAGUCGACCCUGGUCAACGACAUCCUCUACCCAGCCAUCGCGCGACACGUUUACCACAAGCACCGCACCGUCGGAGCGCACGAGUCGAUCGAGGGAUUGGACCUCUUCGACAAGGUCAUCGAGAUCGACCAGAAGCCGAUCGGUCGCACGCCGCGCUCGAACCCGGCGACCUACACCAAGGUCUUCGAUCAUAUCCGCACCUCGUUCGCCAACCUUCCCGAGUCCAAGAUGUACGGCUUUGACAAGGGGCGCUUUAGCUUCAACGUCGCGGGCGGUCGUUGCGAGGAGUGCAAGGGGGAUGGCGCCAAGAAGAUCGAGAUGAGCUUUUUGGCCGAUGUGUAUGUGCCUUGCGAGGUUUGCCUCGGGAAGCGCUUUAACGACACCACGCUGCGCGUGACCUACAAGGGGCACAGCGUCUCGGAUGUUCUCGACAUGACGAUCGCCGAGGCUUACGAGUUGUUCGAGGCGCACCCGAAGAUCUCGCGCAUUCUGCAAACCUUGCUCGACGUGGGCCUGGAUUACCUGCACCUCGGGCAGCCCUCCCCCACCCUCUCUGGCGGCGAGGCGCAGCGCAUCAAGCUCUCGCGCGAGCUCGCAAAGAUCGCCACUGGGGACACGCUCUACAUCCUCGACGAGCCGAGCACCGGCCUCCACUUCGAGGAUAUCCACAAGCUGCUCAAGGUCGUCGAUCGCCUGGUCGAUGCGGGCAACACGGUGGUGAUGAUCGAGCACAACCUCGACAUCAUCAAAUACGCGGAUUACCUGAUCGACCUCGGCCCCGAGGGCGGGGAUAAAGGUGGCGAACUCAUCGCGGUGGGGACACCGGAAGAGGUCGCCAAGGUCAAGGGCUCUUACACCGGGAAGUUCCUGGCCAAAGAGCUCGCGCGCUAA